Aspergillus mulundensis is the source of this 771-nucleotide messenger RNA. Its product is annotated as YggS family pyridoxal phosphate enzyme. Gene Ontology annotation, molecular function: pyridoxal phosphate binding. The record is from RefSeq and is a predicted model, not a curated record. Gene Ontology annotation, cellular component: intracellular anatomical structure. The coding region runs from base 1 to 771 and encodes 256 amino acids. The transcript has a single exon. NCBI's taxonomy places the organism in Eukaryota, Fungi, Ascomycota, Eurotiomycetes, Eurotiales, Aspergillaceae.
AUGCCCCCCUCCCCGGCACGAACAACAACCCUCAUCGACAACCUCUUCUCCGUAAGAUCCCUCAUCAAUUCCGCAACAUCCAAGGCGUCCCUCUCAAAACAGCCACGCCUUGUCGCCGUCUCAAAGCUCAAGCCCGCGUCCGACAUCCUUGCGCUCCAUGAAUCCUCAGCCGCCCAUAUGCACUUCGGCGAGAACUAUCUCCAAGAACUACAAGAGAAGGCGCGGUUACUUCCGAAAAGUAUCAAAUGGCACUUCAUCGGCGGACUCCAGUCGAACAAGGCUCUUUCACUGGCGAGGGAUACACGCGCGCUCUGGGCGGUUGAGAGCGUAGACAGCGAAAAGAAGGCAUCACUACUGGAUAAGGGAUGGGGGCAACGCAAGCCAGAGAUGGGCGGGGAGGAGAAGCUGAGGGUCUUUGUGCAGGUCAACACGUCCGGCGAGGAGAGUAAGAGUGGGGUCGAUCCCAAUGGGGAAGCCGUGGGACUGUGCCGGUUUAUUCUGGACCAGUGUCCGCGGCUGCGGCUGCAGGGUUUGAUGACGAUUGGAGCUAUCGCAAGGUCGAAGGCCACGACGCCCGAUAAUGAGAACGAGGAUUUCAUUUGCUUACGGGAAGCAAGGGAUCGGGUCGUUGCGGAGCUGGGGUUGGAGGGGGCCCAGUUAGAGUUAUCUAUGGGAAUGAGUUCGGAUUUCGAGGGCGCGGUCGCAAUGGGUUCCAAUGAAAUUCGUGUUGGGACGACCAUCUUCGGGGGGAGGCCGCCCAAAAGCCCAUAG